This is a messenger RNA of Rhineura floridana, 1300 nucleotides long. RefSeq names its product di-N-acetylchitobiase-like. Gene Ontology annotation, biological process: chitin catabolic process; carbohydrate metabolic process. NCBI's taxonomy places the organism in Eukaryota, Metazoa, Chordata, Lepidosauria, Squamata, Rhineuridae. The record is from RefSeq and is a predicted model, not a curated record. The coding region runs from base 109 to 1212 and encodes 367 amino acids. Gene Ontology annotation, molecular function: chitin binding; chitinase activity. The transcript is spliced from 7 exons. Gene Ontology annotation, cellular component: extracellular region.
GCAAUUUAUUCUGUAACGCCGGAGGCAAAGAGGCAGAGACGGAAAGCAGCAGCGUGCGCGCACACACAGGCACCGCUCCAGAAACUGUUUUGAAGAGGAGCCCUCAGCAUGAAGGGGUGUUUAAGUGGCGCAGGCGCGCACCUUCUGAUCGUGGUUCUCUUUCACCUGCGGCUGGGCUCCAGCGCGUGCCCAUGUGAGGACCCCGCGCUCUGCAACACCAUAUCGGGCACCAGAGAUUUCGAGGUCUUUGUAUUUGACGUUGGUGGGAAGUCCUGGAAGUCUUAUGACUGGUCACAUAUUACCACUGUAGCAAUUUUUGGAAAAUAUGACCCUGAGCUUAUGUGUUAUGCCCAUUCAAGAGGAUCCAGAGUAGUUUUAAAAGGAGACAUAUCUGUGACGGAAAUUGUUGAUCCUGCUGUCAGAGCAGCCUGGAUAAGCCAAAAAGUAGACCUAGCCAAAAGGCAGUUUAUGGAUGGAAUCAAUAUAGACAUUGAACAGGAGGUUGAAAAGGCUUCACCUGAAUACUAUGCAUUAACAGAUUUGGUUAAAGAAACUACAGAAGCUUUUCACAAAGAAAUUCCAGGAUCACAGGUGACUUUUGAUAUAGCCUGGUCUCCAGACUGCAUAGACAAAAGAUGUUAUAAUUACACAGGGAUUGCAGAGUCUUGUGAUUUUGUGUUUGUGAUGUCUUAUGAUGAGCAGAGUCAAGUGUGGUCACAGUGUAUCGCAAGAGCCAAUGCUCCAUACAACCAAACAUUAACUGAAUAUGACAAGUACAUUCACAUGGGCAUUAAUCCAAAGAAGAUUGUGAUGGGUGUUCCAUGGUACGGCUAUGAUUAUUCCUGCCUAGGCUUAUCUAAGGCUCAUGUUUGUUCCAUCACAAAAGUUCAUUUCCGAGGGGCUCCGUGCAGUGAUGCAGCAGGACGUCAGCGCCCGUAUAAAGUAAUCAUGAAUUUGGUAAAUAGUUCUCUUUCUGGAAUCCUGUGGGAUGAGGAAGUGGAAGCCCCAUAUUUGGAAUACAAAGACCCACAUGGUACUUUUCAUCAAGUGUGGUUUGACAAUCCCAGGAGCAUUUCUCUGAAGGCAGCCUACGUGAAAGAACGUGGCUUAAGGGGUAUUGGCAUGUGGAAUGGGGAUUGUCUUAACUACUCCGGAGGUUCCAUAGCACAAGAGCAAACAGAAGCAAUGUGGGAGGCCCUGAUACCAAAGUGACGUAAUGAGAAUGUUUACUGUGCCUGUUAAGAAUUAUUAUUUUCAAUUUUAAUAUGUUCUUGUCAACAAAUAAAAUUAGUUUUGAUUA